Molecule: messenger RNA, 186 nt
Organism: Saprolegnia parasitica CBS 223.65
Lineage: Eukaryota; Oomycota; Saprolegniomycetes; Saprolegniales; Saprolegniaceae
Exons: 3
Source: RefSeq, a predicted model, not a curated record
AUGGGCAUGCGCGACUGGUUUGGCCUCGGGGACGAGAGCAAGCUCGCUCAAGCAGCCGGCGCCGGCGACCUCUCGCUCGUGACGUCGCUCCUUGGGGCGGGUGUGAACGCGAAUGGCAUUUGCCUGGGCGUACCAGCGCUGUACAAGGCGGUCGUCGCCAAUCACGCAGCCAUCGCACGGCUCCUC